AAAAUGUUUUCAACAUUGAUUAUAAUAAUAAAUGUUUCUUUGACGAAAAUCAGCAUAUUAGAAUGAUUUCUGAGGGAACGUUUCCACGCCUAGUAGUUUCCUUCAUUCAUGAAUUCCUUCAUGUCCACUAACUUCUGAUUGGCUGCUUGUUUAAAUGUUACUAUCAUUAUCCUGUUAUAAAUACUUGUUCUAUCAUAAACUAGAUAAAGAUGCCCGUAGUUUAGAAGCAGUUUAUGAAUAAGCCUUUGGAUGUUGAAAGGAGUCUUGUCUGGGUAAUUUGGCAAGAAGAGCCUUCAUUCAUUGACACAUGGCAAGCAUGACAUUUCAAAGAAUUCAAAACAGACGCCACCCUCAAGCAAAAGCUUAACGGAUAAUGGCAUUUAAGUUGAACUCUUAGCUCCUUAUAGACGGCAUUAGAGCACUGGUGCUUCCUCCUGCCUGUCUCUUUAUACUUAAAUAGGGUAGAUUUAACUUCAGUAAAGCUCUGAGAUUUACAGGCGCUCUGUACAGUUGCUAUCCUCCUCUAGGAGGAUAGUGGAGGACUGAGAGGAUGUUCAGCUAUCAGAGUAACAGGAGACAGAGCCUCUUUCCCAACUGCAAACUAGCAACCUCUGAGUCAGCAGACGACGUCAUUCCCUUCGCCAAAGAGUGUUUGGUGAAACAGUGGAGCUCUUUAAGCGAACUACAGACGGAUAUCUAUGACAUCUUUGGUGAGGUUGACGAUGGGGAGGUUGAGAGGCAUUCGGAGCCUUCGUUAUGGUUUACCAGCAUAUCGCCAAGCAGGAAUUGCACGCUCAACAUCAACGUUGGAGGAAAGUCCUACCGCAUCACCUACAAAAUGGCAGCGAGAUACCCACAGAGCAGAAUUGGCCGUCUGGCCAUCUACACCGACCAUAACAUGAAGCUGAACCUCUGCGAUGACUACGUCGUGAAGGACAACGAAUAUUUCUUCGACCGAGAUCCUGACGUCUUCAACAGCAUCUUCAACUUCUACAGGACCGGUGUGCUGUGGAUCAAGGACGAGCUUUGUCCAAGGAACUUCUUAGAGGAGAUCAAUUAUUGGGGCAUUCGGAUCAAAUACUCUCAACGGUGCUGUCGGAUCCUGCUCGAGGAGAAACAUGACGAAUUGUGCGAACAGCUCAAGGUUGAGAAGGAACUGGAGGCGGAGCUGGAAAUCGAAGAACACGAGGAGGCAUUCGACGACAUGUUUCUCGGCAAGACGCGACGGUCACUUUGGAACGUCAUGGAGAAACCGUUCUCCUCGGUACCGGCGAAACUCAUGGCGGUCGCCUCGAGUAUGUUUGUGCUGGUGUCGCUGGUUACGAUGACUCUGACUACGGUGGAAGAAAUGGAGAACAUGGCAUCUACUAACCAGCUCAGUGGCAAGACAUACGGAGAGUUUGUAGAGACUGUGUGCAUAACCUUCUUCACCGCCGAGUACCUGUUGCGUCUGGUUUCAACCCCAGGUAUCAGUCGCUUCGUUAAGAGCAUACUGAACACGGUAGACCUCAUGGCCAUCCUACCGCAGUUUCUGCAGUUCUUGCUCGAGAGCUUUGAGACCUUCGGUUCUGGGAAAGAAAAUGCUGACAUGGAGACUGUAGGGCAGGUGAGCAAGGUUGGACAAGUGCUGCGAAUCAUGCGACUCAUGCGUAUUUUCCGGGUUUUGAAACUGGCACGUCACUCCACGGGGCUGAGAGCGUUUGGCUUCACGUUGAGGCAGUGCUAUGAGCAGGUGGGAUGUCUCUUUCUCUUUAUCGCCAUGGGGAUCUUCACAUUCUCCGCCAUGGUUUAUAGUGUUGAACACGACGUCCCUAAUACCAACUUUACCAGUAUUCCACAUUCUUGGUGGUGGGCAUCUGUGAGCAUCUCUACUGUAGGCUACGGUGACAUGUAUCCAGAGACCCUUCUGGGGCGGAUAUUUGCUUUUGGCUGCAUUUCCUUUGGGAUCAUUUUGAAUGGCCUUCCAAUCUCCAUCCUCUUCAACAAGUUCUCAGAUUACUACGCCAAAUUGAAGUCUCACGAAUACACUUCCAACAUGAAGAACAGAGGGAAGGUUAACUUCAUCCUGAGAGCCAAGAAGAAACUAAAAGAGUGUGGCUGCAUCGAAACUAAUGACACUAAUUUCGUAGACACUUGAUUUCCCAAAAAUGUGCACAUUAUUUUAUUGUUGGCAUUGUUAAGAUGUACUGAAUCUUGUCUGAAUGGGAUUAUUUUCUAAAAAGCCUUUUAUAUAAAAGUGCCAAAUGAAACACAAGUAUUAAGUAACACUGAUUUACAGUAAAAGAUGAAGAGAUAUACUUACUGUCUGUAAUUCCUCAUCUCCUGUUCCUUGUGCAUUAUCGAUUGUUUAGUUUUCAUAGCAUGAACGCAUCUUUGGUAAUGAAGGUGUACUACAGCAAUACAGUACAUUUUAAUGUUUGGACAUCAUGUUUUUGUAAUUUGUUACCACUGUUUUACUCUUUUUAAAUAUUUUCUGCUAUUCGCCUGGUUACAGAAGCACAUUUAGCCACAUAACACUGACGCUGACCUGCAUUAUCCUCAAAGUUUAUGUGUUAACUUACCUGCCCUUUUGAACUCGAUCUGUCCGACAACCACAAUAGAAGAUUAAUCUAAUUUACAAAUAGCAUUAAUCUAAUUUACGAAGUUCCCAUGACGUGUCCAAUUAACGGAAUUAACACUGUUUUUAGCCUCUAGAGGCCCAGCGACUGCUUAUUUAUUCCCAGCAAUUUCUCUGAGACUA
Megalobrama amblycephala (Wuchang bream) is the source of this 2740-nucleotide messenger RNA. RefSeq names its product potassium channel, subfamily V, member 2b (gene kcnv2b). The transcript is spliced from 2 exons. Gene Ontology annotation, biological process: protein homooligomerization; potassium ion transmembrane transport. Bases 551 to 2137 code for a protein of 528 amino acids. Lineage: Eukaryota; Metazoa; Chordata; Actinopteri; Cypriniformes; Xenocyprididae. Gene Ontology annotation, cellular component: voltage-gated potassium channel complex; membrane. Gene Ontology annotation, molecular function: voltage-gated potassium channel activity; protein binding. The record is from RefSeq and is a predicted model, not a curated record.